This is a messenger RNA of Paramecium pentaurelia, 925 nucleotides long. The record is from the annotation of a GenBank genome assembly. NCBI's taxonomy places the organism in Eukaryota, Ciliophora, Oligohymenophorea, Peniculida, Parameciidae.
UAUGUCAACCUCUGAGCUUAGUUAACAACAAUAAUUAAGAAAACAGUAAUUUGAAGCAUACUUAAAUAAACAGGCAGACAAAUUAAAGAAUCUUAAGGAUAGAAGAUAAGAAUUUAAACUUCAAACUAAAGACCCGAAAGAAUUAUAAUUACAUGUUCAAAAAGAAUUUAGACAACUCUAUGAUAGUAAAAUUCUUAUAAUAAUAAGAUAUUUUAACCCCAAUUAACCAAAAGACGAUCAAAACAGAAGAACAAAUUCAACAAGUAAUUGAUGAAUUUCAAGUUUUGUUUUAAUAUUAUGUGGACAUCAAUUAUGCUUUAAUUGCAUAUGAUAAAUAACAAUAUAAAGAAGUAAAAUCUUAAUCUAUUCAAAGUAAUUAGACUAAUUAGAAUGUACAAUAUUCACCCUAAGGUCCUAAAUAAUUCCUAGAUAAAAAUUUCGAUUUUCUAAGCCAUUUCCAAAAGGAAUUCCAUAAUAAAGCAAAAUUUAAGAGGAAAAGUUAAGUGUGUUGGAAAAUGAUUCAAUUGUUAUAACCUAAGACAAUUAUUAGGAGUCAAUAACUUUAGAAAACGGGUCUCUUUUAUUGAAAAACUUAGAAAAUACUACUUUUAGAGUUGAAGGAUCAUUAGAUACAUUUUAUUUGCAUAAUCUUAAGAAUCUAAAAGUCAAAUUUGGAGAUGUUAAAGGAAGUGUAUGGGUUGAUAAAUGCUAAAAUUGUGAAUUCUAAGGAAGUAUGCAUUAAUUGAGAAUUCAUGACACUGCAGAUUGUGCAUUUAUAAUCUAUGUCACAUCCAAUCCUAUCAUAGAGAGGUGCUCUAAAUUAUCCUUUUCGAGAUUAGGAAACAAAGAUUUCAAUUUGUUUGAUUAGGUUCAAGAUUUUAAUUGGUUAAAAUAAGAGAAGUCACCAAACUUUACCAUUGUUUGA